AUGUACCCACCGACCACACCUACCGGUAGGUUGAGAGUCAGGUCACGACGAAUCAAGCGAGUAUUCCGAGUCCCGUCCGGCGCCAGAGGAACAGGUAUUACUCGCAAGGUAAACAAGUCCAUGACAGGAGGUGUUUUGCAUGACCAAUUCAUGAAACAAGAACAGGGCCUACAAGGCUCUGGCUCUGGUAAAUGCAUGCAUUCAAUAUUACGUAUGGCUGCUUUGCUACAUGCCUUGAGAAGCUGUCUACACGAUCAUGUAGGUAGGCUACAGCAGAACCGUAUGGGGAGGGGUGAGAGGAAUGAAGAGAAACCGCUUGGUAGGGCCCAACUUCUUCACAUGAUCGCGGUUGCAACCGAAAAUAUUCCUGCCCUCGACUCGUGGGUUGGGCGGUUCCUGUCAUACACGGGAACUAGGUAG
Messenger RNA from Pyricularia oryzae 70-15, 420 nucleotides. RefSeq lists its product as uncharacterized. The record is from RefSeq and is a predicted model, not a curated record. The transcript is spliced from 3 exons. The coding region runs from base 1 to 420 and encodes 139 amino acids. NCBI's taxonomy places the organism in Eukaryota, Fungi, Ascomycota, Sordariomycetes, Magnaporthales, Pyriculariaceae.